GCGUGCUACGGGUGGCCCGUUGGGCCAAAGUUGUGGCGCUCGGUCUUUUCCAGGCGCUGCGCUCGGAAGGAGGCCGAGAUGCCUCGCUAUGCGCAGCUGGUUAUGGGUCCCGCGGGGAGCGGGAAGAGCACUUACUGUUCCACCAUCGUCCAACACUGCGAAGAACUGAAUCGCUCGGUCCAGGUAGUGAACCUUGAUCCCGCUGCAGAACACUUUGACUAUGAUGUCAUGGCAGAUAUCCGGGAAUUAAUUGAAGUGGACGAUGUCAUGGAAGACGAUUCUCUAAGGUUUGGCCCCAAUGGUGGCUUAGUAUUUUGUAUGGAAUACUUGCAAGUAACUUUGACUGGCUGGAAGGAUGUCUUGGCCACGUGGAAGACGAUUAUAUACUCUUUGAUUGCCCAGGUGCUUUUACCUGGUGGAAUCGGGCCUUGA
Molecule: messenger RNA, 432 nt
Organism: Podarcis muralis (Common wall lizard)
Lineage: Eukaryota; Metazoa; Chordata; Lepidosauria; Squamata; Lacertidae
Source: RefSeq, a predicted model, not a curated record